AUGCAAUAUCGUGAGUCCCUCCGGGAUGGUGCUGGUCCGAGAGCAGCAGAGACCUAUGCUCAGAGGGUGGUCGAGGUCUUCACCACGACUUUGGCACGCUCCGGCGAAGCAGUGGCUGCUGAGCUGUUAUGCGACCUUGUGUUGCUGCUGCCGGACCAGGUCCCUCGCCAUCUUCUUCGAGAUGCGCUGGCGCAGCUCUGUGGUGAGGAGGAGGAGGCUGCUGAGGAGCGCGCGGCUCCUAGCAGCUCAAAGAAGGCAGCCAAGGCGAAGGCUGCGAAAGCGGCGAAGGCGAGCUCAGUCUCAUCCACCUCCUCGGCAAUGCUUCCGAGGCAUCUGAAUGACAAGAUUGAAGCCAUCCCACUGAGCCGGUCCAGCUGCAGAGGAGAAAGCAAGCCCAGCUUCUUGGCCUCCUUGGAUGCCGUGCUCAACGUCAUGGCGGAAACGAAGGAGCAGGCGAAGCUGCCGCUAUCUCAACAGGCAUUGAGACGAAGCGUGAAGCUUCUCGAUGCUACCCAGGCAGAGUCGCUGCAAUUGCUGCACCAACAUCUGGUGGAUGCGGGGGGUUCCUCCCUGGUCUACGAGCCGAUGGACCGAAAUGAGAAUAUGGUAUCGUCAAUAGAGAAGCUACGCGCUGACGACGGCGGCACGAGCUUGAUGGGGGAGUCAGGCUGCUGUGAUCGGCGCUUGUACCGCAGUACCAACGGCGGCGAAACCUGGAAUGACAUCACAGACUACUUCAAAGUCGAUGUCCCUGGCUCGGCUCCGCAGCCAUUCACCGCAGAAUCGAUGUCCAAGAGCCCGGCCGAUCCGAACACAAUCCUCGUUUCUGGAAACAAGAAGACCAACUUCAUUUCCAGCAACAGGGGCUCGUCUUGGAAGAAGAUCCGGCAAAGAUCGCAAAUCCACACAGUGAUGUUCCACAAGACGCGGCCAAGCUGGUUGUUGCUGUCGACGUGGACUAGCACAUGCAACCGGAAAGACAAGAGUAGCGCCCCAGCGGAGGGCGAAGAGGAUGGCGGUGGUCCCUGCAACCACAUGCUGUAUCUCUCCAGAGACCUGGGCAAGACUUUCAGUCUUGUGCAGAAUUACGUGGUGCAAUUCAGCUGGGGAGAUCCGUCCAUGGGACAACAGGACAGGAUCUACUUCACGCACUUUAGAAAGAAAACCGGCGACCAGCCCAAGCUGUACAUAUGGUCCAACGACGUGGAUUUCGCGUAUAUGGAAGCCGAUGGCAGAAGGUCAACCACUAUGGUUCCCAUGGGAAACAAGUUUCUGGUGUCCCACAAGUUCAUCUUCGUAGCCAAAGUGAAGGACGUAACCUCCCAGACUGUGAAUCUCAUGGUCUCGGCAGAUGGCGGUCGCUCCUUCAACGCUGCGCAGUUGCCCACCGAAAUUGACGAGAAGUCGUACACAGUUUUGGACACUUCCGAGGGGCUGGUGAUGCUGCAUGUCAAUCAUGGAGCCAAGGAGAAUCAAGUGGGGAACGUGUACAUCUCAGAUGAGAAAGGCUUCCGCUUCACGUUGUCCCUUCCAAACAACGUUCGUGGCACAAACGGUGACUGUGAGUUCGACAAGGUGUUGAGCUUGGAGGGCGUGUACAUGGCCAACUUCAAGGACAUCCCACGUUCUGGAGACUCUGCAUCCAGUGGGGCAGAAGUGGCCAAGGAAGCAGCAGCCGAGAGCGAAGCGCUGGAAGGCGAAGCAGCAGCUGGCACAGAGGUGGACAAACGGAGGGCUCCAAAAAACAAGGCCAAAGAAGAAAGUGUGGUUCGCACCGUCAUCUCUUUCGACAAGGGCGGCGUAUGGUCCUACCUGAAGCCUCCGCGCGUGGACUCCACUGGAAAGCAGAUCGAUUGCCCUCCAGACAAAUGCUGGCUGCACUUGCACGGCAUCACCAACUUCCACAACUAUGCGCCUUUCUACUCGACCGAGAAUGCCAUCGGCAUCAUCAUGGGCACCGGUAACGUUGGUCCGUACUUGCGCUUCGAGCCAGACCAGACCAACACCUACCUCUCCCGUGACGGUGGCCUCACGUGGCUGGAAGCACACAAAGGCGCUUUCAUCUACGAGUACGGAGACCAUGGCGGCCUUGUUGUCAUGGCCGACGACGUGCGAAAGACGAAGCUGGUGGUGUUUUCGUGGAACGAAGGGCAGAGCUGGUAUGAUUUUGAGCUCUCAUCCAUGCCCAUCGAGGUAGACAACAUCGUGACAGAGCCGAACGCGACUUCCACGAAGUUCCUCCUCUACGGCACACGCGGAGAUACGGGAGUGAUGUACCACCUGAACUUCGAGACCUUGGGGCAGCCUCUCUGCAAGGGUGUUUGGGCCGCGGACUCCGUGUCUUCCGACUACGCUUCUUGGCUGUCCUCUGGGACACAUUUUUUUGCGGGGCAUCGGGACUCAUCGAAGACAGCUGAGACGAUCGCCGAGAUCGUGCCGGAAUUCCUGUUGUCCGGUGAUGAGAUAGCCACCUUAAGUGCUCAUGCGAUCACGGAGCUUGCAACGGCGAAAGGAAAUUCUGCCAAGGCUGUCAAGCGAUACUUACAAGGUUUGCUUGGCAUACCCAUGUACAGACAAAGACUUCUGGCUGGAAACUUGCCGAUUCGUGAUGAUGCCUCGUUGGGGCUAUUCUCCUCUGAGGAAGUGCUGCUGGUUGUUCUUCCCUUUCAAAAAGCCACAACAAGGCAGGUAAAGGCGCUUCAAGUUGCAGCAGCUUUGGACCAGGGUGAAGAGAUGGAAACUCUGCUUCAGCUUCCGCUGGAUCCCGACUGCGUCGAUGGCGAGAAGGGGAGGGAGGGGCGAAGUGUCCUUGGCGUGGCUGCCAGCCACGGAAGCAGGAGCUGCGUCCGCUUGCUACUCGAAGCCAGGGCGGACGCAAACAAAACGACGGAUCUCUUUGGUGCCUCGCCUCUCUGGGCUGCGUGCAAAGGCGGGCACUUGGAGACUUGCCGGCUGCUUCUCCAGGCUGGAGCUGAUAUGGAGAAGCCAGCGAUUACAGGCACUACCCCGCUUUGGGUGGCGGCCACUUACGGCCAUGUGGAGACUGUGCGCUUCUUGCUGCGUGCUGCAGCUGAUACGACCACGUCCAACAAUGAAACAGGCGCGACGCCCCUCCGCAUGGCCAGUGAGCAAGGCCAUGCAGAGGCAGCACAGCUGCUGGUUUGGGCUGGCGCCGAGAUGGACGCGGCAGACAAGGGCGGCAUGACGCCAUUGUGGGCAGCUGCGCGACACGGACACUCAGAGACCGUCCGCAUGUUACUGCAAGCCGGUGCAGACAUGGAGAAAGUAAACGGCUUUGGGACCUCUCCUUUAUGGAUUGCCUCAGCAUGUGGCCACAGCGAGGUGGUGCAGCUUCUGGUAUGGGCUGGUGCUGACUUGUGUGCGACAAACAAGCAGGGAGAGACCUCUUUCUGGAUUGCUUCAAAGUGUGGGCAUUUGAAAGUGAUGUGUUUGCUGCUUCAGCCAUCUGUCGGUAUGGUGCCUUUCCGACGAUGCUCCACGCUUUGCAUGGGCAUGCUGUCGCCAAUCAGAGGUGUGGCAACUGGUGCCCAUUCCUUGAUGAUCACGUUUGUUUCCUGCUUGCCGUGGGACCUGCCCCGCCUCGUCGCCCGCUUCUGUGUGCAGGCGACAUACACCAGACGAAAGCAGACUUCGGAAUGCUUCAAUGGCGAGAAGUUCGAGCGCCCAAUAAGCAAGAAGAAUUGCGAAUGCACCCAAGAGAACUUCGAGUGCGAAGUGGGCUUCACCCGUGCAGUUGGGUCCAUGGAUUGCAAGUAUGCCGACGAUGGGUCCAUCAAGAUCCCCUACAGCUGCGCGAGGAAUGACCACUUCUUUGCUACUGGCUACCGCAAAGUCGUCGGAGACACUUGUGAGGGCGGCUGGCAGCCACAACAGGUGGCCGUGCCUUGUCCCCCCAAACCGAUGAGCAAAGGUGCCUGGUCUGUUCUCGGAGCCCUAGGAAUGCUGGCAGUAGUGCUGUUCGCCGUGAACUAUUU
Molecule: messenger RNA, 3995 nt
Organism: Symbiodinium sp. CCMP2592
Lineage: Eukaryota; Dinophyceae; Suessiales; Symbiodiniaceae
Source: the annotation of a GenBank genome assembly